Messenger RNA from Coregonus sp. 'balchen', 2313 nucleotides. The record is from the annotation of a GenBank genome assembly. Lineage: Eukaryota; Metazoa; Chordata; Actinopteri; Salmoniformes; Salmonidae.
GAGACGGUCCAGUCGUUCAGAGUGACCAAUGAGGAGCUGAGAGACACGGCUAACUCUACUGAUUUACAGGACUGUAACACACUCUGUCACGUGAGAUACAACACUUUUCAUUUACAAACAUAAAUCACAAAGCUAGCAGCAACUUUCAAUAAUGCCUUAAAAAGGGCUAAAAGGUUUGAGGAAACAUUUAAAGAGGACUAGUAUUAUACACAUUAUAAACCUCCCCUACCUGUCCUCUCUCCUACCUCUCCUCUCUCCUACCUCUCCUCCACCUCUCCUCUCUCCUACCUGUCCUCUACCUCUCCUCUACCUCUCUCCUUCCUGUCCUCUCUCCUACCUGUCCUCCACCUCUCUCCUACCUGUCCUCUCUCCUACCUCUCCCCUACCUCUCCUCUCUCCUACCUCUCCUCUCUCCUACCUCUCCUCUCCCCUACCUGUCCUCCACCUCUCCUCUCCCCUACCUCUCCUCUCCCCUACCUCUCCUCUCUCCUACCUCUCCUCUCUCCUACCUCUCCUCUCCCCUACCUGUCCUCUCUCCUACCUCUCCUCUCUCCUACCCUCUCCUCUCCCCUACCCUCCUCCUCUCCUACCCCUCUCCUCUCCUCACCUCUCCUCUUCCCCUACCUCUCCCUCUCCUACCUGUCCUCCACCUCUCCUCUCCCCUACCCUCUCCUCUCUCCUACCUUCCUCUCCCCUACCCUCCUCCUCUCCUACCCCCCUCCUCUCCCCUUUCCGUCCUCCCCCUCCCUCUCCCCACCUCUCCUCUCCCUCCUACCUCUCCUCUCUCCUACCUCUCCCUCUCCCCUACCUGUCCCCCUCCCUACCUCUCCUCUCUCCUACCUCUCCCCUCUCCCCUCCCCCUCCCCAUACUCCUCUCCCCUACCUCUCCUCUCCUACCUCUCCUCUCCCUCCUUCUCUCCACCUCUCCUCUCCCCUACCUCUCCCGUCUCUCUACUCUCUCCCUACCUCUCCCUCUUCUCCUCUCCUACCUCUCCUCUCCCCUACCUCUCCUCUCCCUCCUCUCCCUCUCCUGACUCUCCUCUCCCUACCCUCCUCUCCCUCCCCUCUCCUCUCCCCCUCACCUCUCUCCCUCCUCUCCUCCUCUCCCUCCGCGCCUCUCCAUCUCCUCCUCCCUACGGUCUCCUCCUCCCUACCUCUCUCUCCCUCCUCUCCUCUCUCCCCUCUCCUCUCUCUACCUCUCCUCUCCCUCUCUCCUCUCACCUCUCCAUCUCCUUCUUUCCUCUCCUCGCCCCUCCUACCUCUCCUCCUCCCUCCUCUCCUCCUCGCCCUCUCCACCUCUCCUCCUCCGACCUCUCUCUCUCUCCCUCUCCCUCCCUCCCUAUCCUUCCUGUCCUCUCUCCGCUCCUCCCUCUCCUCUCUCCUCCUCUCCUCUCUCUACCUUCCUCUUCCCUCCUUCCUCUCUCUCCUCUCCUCUCGUCUCCUCUCUACCUCCCUCUUCCUACCUCUCCUGCUACCUAACGGGCAUCCACCUCUCCUCCCCUACCUCGUCCUCUCCCCGAAAGCUCCGCGCUCCUACCUCUCUCUCGCUACCUGUCCUCCACCUCUCUUUUCCUCACCCUUCUGUCUGUAGUGUCUCCAGUUGAAGAUGACAGGAGGAGGUUUCCCCUGGUCCAGACUCUUCAUGGCUUUACUGGUGUUUGCUGCCGGGUUCAUUACACACGACAUCAGAUCACACGGAUCCUUCACAGGUACUUAAACUCUCACACACACACACACACACAACACGAACACACUUCCUUAGCCUAUGCAUCUGUAAACCUAUCUGACCGUGUGUGUGUGUGCAUAGACUCCACCACAGCGAGGUAUCUCCACAGUUCAGGGGUGAUGGGCGUGUCUCAACAGGCCUGGAGCAAAGUCACCCUCUACUCACAACAGGGCUUCAGGUAACCUCUGACCUCUGACCUCUAACCCAGAGCUGAGAAAUCAUGUUUGCUCAUCAGCAUAUCUCUGAGGACAGAACGCAUUUAUAAAUGUUUUUGACUCCAAAAUUAAUUUGUCAGUCAGUUGUUUAAAAAUAUACGUCCAUUAUCAUUUCUACAUUCUAAUCAGGUUUUAGACAUUCAAGUGUAGACUGAAGUCAUUUUUGUAUCCAAAACAAUAAUCCUGUUUUUCCGUGUGUGUAGCUGGUUGGAGACCAACACUCCCUACUACUAUUCAGAGGGGGUGCGUGUGUUGGGGCCGGCACUGGAGCAGAACUGGGAGAGAACUAAAGAUGCUGCCAUCUACAUCUCACAACUCACAACACAACUCACUGACUGGACCAAUCACAACACACCCCUUCUCAUAGAAUGG